CCCCCCCCCCGCCGAUCUAUUGGAGAUGGGAUCGCCUCCAAAACCUUAGCAUGCUUCUUCGGCACGGGGGGAACCGACACCUCAUUUGCUGAGCCAGCCACCGGCAGCUCCAUCUCCCCACUGACCACCCCAGAAGAAAAACAAGUGUUCCAAAGCAGAUAUGCCCUCAUGAGCGUCUGUUCUAAUGCAGCCAAUGGUCAUGCAGGGAUGCUCUUUCACCCUCCCCAGAUGUCAUGAGUGGCAUGCCACCGGCCAAUCUCGUCGCAACAGCACCUCCCAUGCACAGUCUCAGGUUAAAACAGCCCAAGAUGGUGCUGCACCAGCCUGUGUGAGCCAAAAGCCUCUGAAUGGUGCCAUUGGGCCACAGAUGCCUCUUGAGAUGAAUCUCUGCUGGAAUGAAAUUAAAAAGAAAUCGCACAGCCUUCGGGCUCGAUUGGAAGCCUUCUCAGACCACAGCAGCAAGCUGCAGAUUCCCUUGCAGGAGAUCAUAGACUGGCUCGGCCAAAAAGAUGAGGAGCUCUCCGCCCAGCUGCCGCUCCGUGGGGACGUCCUCUUGGUUCAGCAGGAGAAGGAAAGGCAUGCAGCAUUUAUGGAAGAGGUGAAGUCCCGGGGCCCCUACAUUUACUCUGUCCUGGAGUCUGCUCAGGCCUUCCUCACUCAGCAUCCAUUUGAAGAAGUGGAGGACUCCAAUUCUGACAGCAAAGAUGUUUCCCCAAGACACCGGAUCCAGAACAUCAGUCGUUUUGUGUGGAAACAGGCCACUGUGGCCAGUGAGCUGUGGGAGAAGCUCACUGCCCGCUGCGUCGACCAGCACCGCCACAUCGAGCGGACCUUGGAGCAGCUGCUGGAGAUCAAGGGCACCAUGGAGGAGCUCAGCACAACCCUCAACCAAGCUGAAAGCGUGCGGGAGACUUGGGAGCCCAUUGGAGAUCUCUUCAUCGACUCUUUGCCAGAACACAUCCAGGCCACCAAGUUGUUCAAAGAGGAGCUGUCCCCCAUGAAAGAUGCAGUGAAGCUUGUGAAUGACCUUGCACAUCAGUUGGCUAUCUCCGAUGUGCAUCUGUCCAUGGAGAACUCUCGUGCCCUGGAGCAGAUCAACACACGUUGGAAACAGCUGCAGGUCUCCAUCAAUGACCGGUUGAAGCACCUUCAGGACGCCCACCGAGACUUUGGGCCAGGAUCACAGCACUUCCUUUCAACCUCAGUCCAAGUCCCCUGGGAACGAGCAAUUUCUCCCAACAAGGUCCCAUACUACAUCAACCACCAGGCUCAGACAACGUGCUGGGACCACCCCAAGAUGACCGAGUUAUACCAGACACUGGCUGACCUGAACAACAUCAAGUUUUCUGCAUAUCGCACAGCCAUGAAACUGCGCCGUGUACAGAAGGCCUUGCGAUUGGACUUGGUGACACUACCAACAGCCUUGGAGGUCUUCAGCGAACAUGAGCUGCAGCCCAGUGACCAUGUGAUGGAUGUGGUGGAGGUGAUCCACUGCCUGACCGCCCUUUACGAGCGACUCGAGGAGGAAAGAGGCAUCCUAGUGAACGUCCCCCUCUGCGUUGACAUGACCUUGAACUGGCUGCUCAAUGUUUUCGAUAGUGGACGCAGCGGGAAGAUGCGGGCUCUCUCCUUCAAGACAGGCAUAGCAUGUCUGUGUGGCACGGAGGUGAAGGAAAAAUUUCAAUAUCUCUUCAGCCAGGUGGCAAAUGCCAGCGGACUCUGUGACCAGCGGCACCUUGGCAUCCUUCUUCACGAGGCCAUCCAGGUUCCACGGCAGCUCGGGGAGGUUGCAGCCUUUGGAGGGAGCAACGUGGAGCCCAGCGUUCGCAGCUGCUUCCGAUUUGGUAAUGGGAAACCAGCAAUUGAGGCUAUCCAGUUCCUGGAAUGGGCUAACCUGGAGCCGCAGUCAAUGGUGUGGCUGGCAGUCCUGCAUCGAGUGACCAUAGCCGAGCAAGUUAAACACCAGACCAAGUGCUCUGUCUGCCGACAAUGCCCAAUCAAAGGAUUCAGGUACCGAAGUCUGAAGCAAUUCAAUGUGGACAUCUGCCAGACUUGCUUCUUGACUGGGAGAGCCAGCAAAGGCAACAAGCUUCAUUAUCCCAUUAUGGAAUACUACACAAUGACCACCUCUAGUGAGAACAUGAGGGACUUUGCCACCACCCUGAAAAACAAGUUCCGGUCGAAGCAGUAUUUCAGCAAGCAUCCCCAAAGAGGGUACCUGCCGGUCCAGUCCGUCCUGGAGGCAGAUUUCAUUGAAACGCCAGCCUCCUCUCCAAUGUUACCUCAUGCAGAUACUCACUCUCGGAUCGAACACUUCGCCAGCAGGCUUGCAGAGAUGGAAAGCCAGAAUUCCUCCUUUUACAAUGACAGCCUUUCUCCGGAUGACAGCCUCUCUGUCCACAACAGGGAUGAGGACCAGUACCUUUUGCGCCACUCCAGUCCUAUUACAGACAGAGAACCAGUCAGUAGUCAGCAGCCCCAGGACAGCACCAACACAGACGACAAAGGGGAACUGGAGAGAAUCUUGGCGCACCUGGAGGAUGAAAACAGGGUUCUCCAAGGGGAGCUGAAGCGUCUGAAAUGGCAGCAUGAGGAGGCAGCGGAGUCGGCAGAAGGAACUCCAGAAUCAGCACAGGAUCCACACAACGAAGAGCUGCUGGCAGAGGCCCGGAUCCUUCGACAGCACAAAAGCCGCCUGGAGACACGGAUGCAGAUCUUGGAGGACCACAACAAACAAUUAGAAUCUCAGCUGCAGCGCCUGAGAGAGCUGCUUCUACAGCCUGGAGCAGAUUCCAAAGGGGAUGGCUCUACAGCCUCAUCCUUGGCUUCCUCUCCCCAUCCAUCAGAGGAGAGCCAGACCAGAGAAAAAGGCCCUGGCACUCCAAACACGGAAACUGCAGAUGAGGUGGAGGUGAGUACUCAGGACGUCAGUCUGUGUCUGGAGGAUAUCAUGGAGAAGCUCCGGAAUGCUUUUCCCAACACUGGAGGUCCGACUUCCCUUAUCUAACACCUCCUGCAAGUGAGAGGCUUUGUCUAACCAGUUCCUCAGCAGCUGCUACUCUCCCUUCCUCUCUCCUCCCCUCUGUGUGACAGACUUCACUCGGAUCCUUAAGGGGACACCUUCAGCAGAAGCUCACCAAAAUCCUAGCAGGGUUUGGCUUCCAGGAGAGCACUCCUUGGUGUAUCUACAGAGCGUUUCCUUUGGAAGGGCAAUCCCAGGGUUACGUACCCCAAAUCCAAAUGAGGUCAAAACUGGAUGCUGACACAUGUCUAGGGUCAAGGAACCCUGAAAGGAAGGAAACAAGGGCACAUGGUAGUGCCUUUCUGUGCAGACUACAAACUGACACGAAUAUCUUCCCCCCUGCCCUCUACAGUUUGUGUUGUGGACUGUCACUUUUUCUGGGCCAAUUUUGGGGCUGAGUCAGGAAGUGACCUAUAGUGGAUUUUGGCCAAGUGAAAUGAUCUGCGGCCUUCACAGGAUGGUGGUUUUAUGGGGACUGGAAUUGUCUCACAGUGACCGAUAAACCAUGAAGAACCUUUAAGCUGGGAAGAAAUCCAAAACCUUUAUUUUAAAAGAGAAAGAGAGAGAGAGAGAGAGUUGGUAUGUUGCAAAAGGAACUUGCAAGCACCCAGGUACCUCCAUACCUUCCAAGCUCAGUGGGAGGAGGAGACAAGGCCCAGAUUAAAUCUCAUGGGGAAAUGAGGAAGAGGAGCAGGCUUUAAAACAUAUUGUUCCAAUGGCAGUAACAGCAGCCUUAUGUGAGAGAAGCUUUAUAACAGAGAGCCUUAUUGUUUUAAUUUACAUAUUUAUAUAUAUACAUAAUAUAUAAAUACAUGUUAUAUAUAUUGUAUUUAAGCACUGUAAUGGACUUCCUCAUGCAUUAAAUUCUAAUUCCUUGUUA
This is a messenger RNA of Lacerta agilis (Sand lizard), 3902 nucleotides long. RefSeq names its product dystrophin related protein 2 (gene DRP2). The record is from RefSeq and is a predicted model, not a curated record. Gene Ontology annotation, molecular function: protein binding; zinc ion binding. Gene Ontology annotation, cellular component: plasma membrane. The transcript has 24 exons. Gene Ontology annotation, biological process: synaptic signaling. Lineage: Eukaryota; Metazoa; Chordata; Lepidosauria; Squamata; Lacertidae. Bases 185 to 3007 code for a protein of 940 amino acids.